This is a messenger RNA of Aegilops tauschii subsp. strangulata, 1263 nucleotides long. The record is from RefSeq and is a predicted model, not a curated record. NCBI's taxonomy places the organism in Eukaryota, Viridiplantae, Streptophyta, Magnoliopsida, Poales, Poaceae.
AUGAGCCAGGUGGAGAUCCUCCGUCUCGAGGCGAGCGUCAACCGCCAUGAGCUCUCCUCCAAGGUGGCUCAGCGCAACCAUCGCCUCCUGCAAGAUCUCAUGGCGUACGACACCGCGUCCGCGCGCAAGCUCCAGGGCACAGCCAAGGAGCUCGAGGCCGGCGCCUUCUUCGCCGCCUUGCGGGCCUUGGCAAAGGUGCUAGGUGACGCGGCCUCACCACCUGAAGACGAGGCUGGUGCUGGGGACGCCCAGCCGUCGGCGAUGACCAACAGAGGAGUCCUUGGCGCACUGGCUACGCCCCAGGCUGGGGCGCGAAGAAGUGAUGCUAGGAAAGAUGGAUCAAGGCCCCAGGUCGACGCGUCCGCCUCCGGAGCAGGCCCCGGGCCCCGCGCGGUUGUCUGGCAAGCAGAUCUCAAGAUCAAUGGCGAGCCGGUGGCCGGUGAGGGCCGCCCCUCAGGAGAUUUCGCCGUUCCAGCCGAGGGGACCCUGAAGAUCCUUGGUCAAAAAAGGAUGCAGCACUCAGGAAAUCAUGCAGAUGAGCUCAGAUCCCAUCGCACCCCUCCUCCCUCGCCCCCUCUCUCGCCGCCGCACCCAAACCCUAACUCCAGUCCUCUCCCCUCUCUCCCCCGAUUCAGAUGCACUCCUCGCAGCCGCCACCUACCUCCCGCCCCCGAUUCAGCCGAUCUCGCCGCCAGCGCCCGCGCGGCACCACCCACUCCUCCUCGCCUUCCAGAUCGUGCCGCCACCUCCCUCCCCAUCCCCUCCUGGAUCUCUCCCUCGGUGAGCCACCGGCGAGCCCCUCUGCUGCCCGCGCAUGCACAGCCUCGCCUCCUGCUGCUCUCCAUCGACCCCCUCCGCGUGCUCGCCGUCAUCGCCUCCCUCCGCCGCAUCGACCCCAAGGUGCUGGCGCAGGCGACCAGGAAGCUAUUCCAGGGUGAGCCGAUGAAGAGGUGGAAGGGAAUUUGGAUCGAGAUCAACAACUGCGAGGAGGGGGAGGGGAGCGAGAGGGGUAGCGUGGUGGCCAGCAAGGGGAGCACCAUCACGGGAGCCGCGUCCUCCCGGUCCACGGCCACGUCGGGGAGAUGCCGCCGACCUCCGCUGGCGAGCGGCGGCUGUGAGAGCCUGGUGCGGAGGGCGGACUCGAUCAUGAAGUCGCUCUCGUGGUCCAAGGCGGUGCCGGUCACGGAGACGGCCAUCCGCGCCGCCGUUGGCGACAACGCUGUAACUAGCAAGGCUGUGCGCUGGUGAGUAGGACACUUCCGC